Phyllopteryx taeniolatus (common seadragon) is the source of this 3912-nucleotide messenger RNA. RefSeq names its product helicase-like transcription factor (gene hltf). The transcript is spliced from 24 exons. The coding region runs from base 385 to 3207 and encodes 940 amino acids. The record is from RefSeq and is a predicted model, not a curated record. NCBI's taxonomy places the organism in Eukaryota, Metazoa, Chordata, Actinopteri, Syngnathiformes, Syngnathidae. Gene Ontology annotation, molecular function: zinc ion binding; hydrolase activity, acting on acid anhydrides, in phosphorus-containing anhydrides; ATP-dependent chromatin remodeler activity.
UGGUCUGCUCUGACGUGACGUCGUGCACGCAAACGCAACAGUAAAAACAGCUUCCAUCAUCACCCACGUCGAUGGCGCAUUGAGGGAAAAAUCGACUGUAAGCCAGGGGCGACACGAAAGUAGGGAAGGCGUUCAUGACAAAACACUCUUGUCGCCAGUUUAAUCAGACUCGCUGUGAAACAAGGCCGCGUAUCAAACCGGCGUGCUAAGCUAAAGCGGCUAAUGCGCUAACCACCAGCAGCCAAACAGGCGAAACACACGACAAUAAUAAUAGCCGCUAGGUUAGUCCAAGCUUGAACAGUUGCUCUCCCCCUCACCUUGCUGGAAGUCCCUCUGCCUUCCCACCUACGUACCACGCUGUCUGAAUUUAUAUGUGCAGGCGGAAUGGCUUUUCGUAGGAGCUGGUUCAGUUGGGACAGGUACAGCGAGGCGGACCUCUUUACCGACAGCUUGGGCCAGAACAACACUCUCUCCCAGGCCAUCCGGGCCGCCGCCUCCGAGGAGCCGGACGCCGACGGCAACGUGCUGUUUGGCCAGAUACAGGGCACCGUAGUGGGCCUCAAAUAUUACAGCGGGGUGGUGAACCAAGGCGAAAUGGUCGGUCUUGUGCGAGAGCCCCAGAACCUGUUUGACCGCAACGCCGUCAUGGUCACCAACAUCUAUGGGAGCCAGGUUGGCCACAUCAAGAGGGAGCUGGCUGCACCGAUGGCGCACGUCAUGGACAACAAACUUGCUAAAGUAGAAGGGGUGGUGCACACCGGGACAAAGAACAGAUUCUCCAUGCCUGUGAUUUUGUCCUUCUGGGGGAAGGAUGAGAACAAGGACGCGGUCACUCAGUGUUUGGCACGCCACGGGUAUAAACGCAACACAGGUGCAAGUCAGAAGCUGAACAGCUCAGGUGGUGGGACGGCAUUAAAUAAAAGAGGAACGACCAUUCCUCUCACAGCAGAGGAGCUGAAGAAUGCUUUUGACAACCUCUUUGAAGGCCUGCUGGAGAGUAAAGAGGGGGAAAAAGAAGCAGCUGAGUCUGUGGCCACCCCACUGCUGCCACACCAGCGGCAGGCACUGUCGUGGAUGUGCGCUCGUGAAAAUAAGUGUUCGCUGCCGCCCUUCUGGGAGAAGCGCGGCGAUCAGUACUACAACACCCUGACGUGUUUCUCGGCCAAGGAACUACCUGAGAGGGUCCUCGGUGGGAUACUGGCGGAUGACAUGGGACUGGGGAAAACGCUGACGACCAUCGCGCUGAUCCUCACCAACUUCCACGAGGGAAAGCCCCUACCCGUGUACAAACGCGAGCACUCCUCGCCUGGAAAAGCCAACAGAGCCGGACCGAGUGGCGCAGCAGCUCACGGUUUACGCUCAGGCCCGGCCCACUUGGAGGAAUCCUGUGUUCCCGCACCAACCAUAAAGGACACAGCAAAGCUGUCAGAGAAAGGCAAAAGAACAGCAAAAACCACCAAGCGAAAACACGAGGAUGCUGACUUUGCCUCAGUGAUGUGCGGAGGCCCGGCGUCGCCGACAAAUUUGUUCAAGAAAAAGAAAAAGAAGAGAGCGGCCAGCUCCACCCUGACUGCCGAUUACUAUGCCGCAAAGAGCCCUGGUGAGGCUUUAUCGGCAGGGGCGACUCUCAUUGUGUGUCCGCUGUCGGUCCUCAGCAAUUGGCUGGAGCAGUUUGAGGAGCACGUGCGAGCUGACAUCAAGCUGAAUGUAUACAUGUACCACGGCCCCGACCGUAACAAAAGUACCAAGUUCCUGUCAUCUCAGGAUGUGGUGCUCACCACCUACAACGUGCUCGCCUCUGACUUCACGAGUAAUAUCAGGAGUCCCCUGCAUGACAUCAACUGGUUGAGGGUGGUGCUGGACGAGGGCCACGUGGUGCGAAACCCCAACACGCAGAUGAGCAAGGCCGUACUGGACCUCAGAGCAGAGCGACGCUGGAUCCUGUCGGGCACGCCCAUCCAGAACAGUGUGAAGGACUUGUGGAUGCUGCUGGCCUUCUUGCGCCUCAAACCGUUUGACGUGAGGGAGUGGUGGAAUCGAGUCAUCCAGAGGCCCGUGACGCAAGGAGACAGAGCUGGCCUGCAGAACCUGCAGACAUUGGUGAAGUGCAUCACGCUACGGCGCUCCAAGAGCAGCGAGCUCGACGGUCGCCCGUUGGUCACGCUGCCUGAGAAGAGCGUCUGCGUGGAGCAGGUGGAGCUCAGCGCUGCGGAGCGCGAGGAGUACGAAGUGGCGCGCGAAGAGGGAAGACACAUCAUCGGCAGAUAUGUUGCUGAAGGCACAGUUUUGAGGAAUUACGCAGACGUUCUGUCCAUCCUGAUGAGACUCCGGCAGCACUGCUGCCACCCUGACCUGCUGGCUAGCACCGCCUCAGAUGCAGGUUUAGCCACUACGCCGGCCGAGCUUCGCGAGCGCCUCAUCGAGAAGCUGCGCGUGGUGCUGGCCAGCGGCUCGGACGAGGAGUGCUCCGUGUGUCUGGACUCGGUACGCCUGCCCGUCAUCACGCACUGCGCCCACGUCUACUGCCGUCCCUGCAUCGCACAAGUCAUCGGCACCGAGCAGGAGAGUGCUCGCUGCCCUCUCUGUCGGAGUGACAUCAAGAUCAGCGAGCUGGUGGAGUUCCCGCAAGAGGAGAUGGGGGAAGAGAGUGGAGGAAGAAGUCCCAGCAAGUGGAGAACCAGCUCCAAGAUCAAAGCCCUGAUUGGCAACCUGCUACGUCUUCAGCGUGAAGACGGCGGCGCCAAGUGUCUGGUGGUAUCGCAAUUCACCCGCUUCCUCACCAUCCUAGAGACGCCACUCAGGGAGCACGGCUUCAGGUUGGUGCGCUUGGACGGCACCAUGACCCAAAAGAAGCGAACCCAGGUCAUCCAAGAAUUCCAGAGCGCGGCCCCCAGCAGCCCCACCAUCAUGCUGCUGUCGCUCAAGGCCGGGGGUGUCGGACUCAACCUCACCGCCGCCUCCCACGUCUUCCUCAUGGACCCUGCAUGGAACCCAGCCACGGAGGAGCAGUGCAUCGACCGCUGCCACCGUCUGGGUCAGAAGAGAAAAGUCUUUGUCACCAAGUUCAUCGUGAAGGACUCUGUGGAGGAGAACAUGGUGAAGAUCCAGAAGCAGAAGCAGGACCUCGCAAAGGCGGCGUUCGGCUCGGUGGGCGCCGACCGCAAGACGUCGCGCAUCAAUGACAUCAAGGCGCUCAUGGAGUUGUAGAACGUGAACAAGAGCACCCAGUCUCUUUUGCCUGUUCCCUAUGUUACCUAUUUCAAACUUUAUUUCAUUAGUUGCUAUCUUAAGAUCAAGGUGCUCCACACUUUCAGUUCAGUCAGGGGUGGGGGAAAAUCAGUUGUUUAAAAAGGAAAUAUUACCAUCAUAAACCUUUGUUUGAUUGAAAAUGUAUUUUGUGCUUACUCCCUUAAAGUCUCUUCAGCAGGUAAAAUGCAUUCUCCGUAGGGUUCACGUCUGAGAGAUUGACAUGGGAAGUCUAAAAUCUUCCAUCUGUUUUCGUUUGUUUUUGCGUGACGUUGGACUAAUGUUCAGCACAUCUGCCUCACAGUUCUGAGGUACUGGAUUUGAAUCUCUGCUCGGGCUGUUGUUGGUUGAGUUUGGAUGUUGCUUGUGCGGGUUUUCUCCCAGAGUCGGCUGGGAUAAGCUCCAGCUCAAAAUGUUCCCGCACACCUCUUUUAAGGGCUCAAGACUUUCCGCCAAGGCUAAAAAUCGAUCUUUUACAUUUGUGAGUUUAAAAUGUACACUGCUGCUAAAUCUUACAGAAAUUGUAUUCAAGUUUUGAUUCUGCCCCAAAAUGUGUGAGAAAAACCUUGGUAGAGGUAAUGACACUCGCCCUGUUUUUGUCAUGUUUGAACUGUAAAAGAUUGUUUUCUAUAUUGUUUAGUAAGCACAUUAAAAAAAAAAAAACAA